Messenger RNA from Monascus purpureus, 336 nucleotides. NCBI's taxonomy places the organism in Eukaryota, Fungi, Ascomycota, Eurotiomycetes, Eurotiales, Aspergillaceae. The record is from the annotation of a GenBank genome assembly.
AUGGCUAUUGUCUUAGUUCGAGUUGUCCGUCUUCUUCUCUUCUGGCUCGUUUUGCAAUCCCCAGUUUUCGGUUUCAGUUUCGUGCAAUAUGCUCACUUUACGAGUGGUGAUUUUUACGAUCUGUUACGGCCAUCCUUUGAUUUCCCUGUUCCUUCUUCCUCCUAUUCCAAAAAGAAAAAAGGAAAAGAAAAGAAGAAAGUGCUGUACUACGACCGGCUAUCGUUUUCAAUAUUCUUUAUGUGCUUAGGCAUUGCCGGCUUCUUUUUCUUGUUUGUUACCAUUGUGAGUCUCGCGAUUGCGUUAAAUGAAACUGCUGAUCUAGAAGUUAGUUAUUAG